Messenger RNA from Nelumbo nucifera (sacred lotus), 5151 nucleotides. RefSeq lists its product as uncharacterized. Gene Ontology annotation, cellular component: membrane. Lineage: Eukaryota; Viridiplantae; Streptophyta; Magnoliopsida; Proteales; Nelumbonaceae. The record is from RefSeq and is a predicted model, not a curated record.
AAAACAUAAAAGAGCCUCCUGUCUCUCGUCCACCUCCGAUGCUCUCCACAGCCUUCCGUUUUUCCGGGUGCUUGGUGUAACCUCUGAGAAAUUGUUUUUUUCUGCUUGGCUUUGAAAACGAAGAAAACCCUAAUCGACGAAACCAGAUGGUUGGUUUUGGAGCGGAGGGGGAUGGAGAAUGAAACCCUAACGACCACCACAGCUGAAGAGCAGCUGUCGAUGUUCUAUCGGAGGUUUCUUCAUCCAUCCAGAGGAUUCCAUCAUGUUCUGGUUCUUUCAUGCAUCCUUUUUCGCCUGGCCACUUGUGAGCCAUGUUCCACAAGGAACAAUUUAGUGUUGCAGCCAGAGAAUGGAAUGCAGAACCCUUUGGAGUAUGAUGCAUAUGAAUCUUAUGGAGGUAAUUAUGAUGCCUGUUUUCAAGAUAACUUUGCUAGUGAUGUUAGCUCAAGUUAUGUUUGGAGAAGCUCUCCAUCCUGCAUGAGUCUUAAAGUUGUUUGUGCCAACUCUGAGUUCUUUUGCUUUCCUUCUACACUGUCUGGUCAUUUGUCUGAAGAAGACAACACAAAGGAAUCUCAUUUGGAAGUUACCAUGAUUGGUGGUGAUGUUACAUUACCUGGCAAAUGGUUUUCACGUAGUAUGUUGGAUGUUUCCUCAAGCCAGUUAUUGGAUCAUGGACAAUUUAAGUUAUUAAAUGGCAGAAUAGUUUCAUGUUCUCUUAACUCCAGAAAGGGACUGCAUGAUGUAUCAUACCUUCAGUAUAAUGGCAUUGAUUGGAGGCAUCUUGCCUCCUGCAGAGGAUAUGGGUUAAGAUCUAGCAUAGGCAAGAAUUUGGAGGCAAAUAAAAGAUCUGGUGCUCUUCAUGGCUCUUCAAUACCUGAAGUGGAAAUAAACCCUCCUUCACUUGAUUGGGGACAGAAAUAUUUAUAUUUUCCUUCAUUAUCUUUCUUGACAGUGGCAAAUACUCACAAUGAUAGCAUUUUACAUAUCUAUGAACCAUUUAGUACUGACACACAAUUCUAUCCUUGUGAUUCUGAUGAAUUGGUGCUUGGACCUGGUGAAGUUGCUACAAUUUGUUUUGUUUUCUUGCCAAGAUGGCCGGGCUUGUCCUCUGCUCACGUAGUAUUACAGACAAGUUCUGGGGGUUUCCUAAUUCAUGCUAAAGGUUUUGCUAUGGAGUCUCCUUAUAGAAUCCAGCCUCUGCUUGGUCUAAACAUUUCUUCCAGUGGAAGAUAUAGGCAGAACUUGACCUUGUACAACCCUUUUGAUGGUACCCUCAUUGUUGAGGAAGUCAUUGCAUGGAUAUCUUUCUCAUCCGGGAAUAUUUCCCACUCUGAAGAAACUUCUUGUAAAAUGGACACUUCUGGUGAUUCUGAUAAAUUUAAUUCUUUCCUGAAUGGUAAAGAAUGGUUAGAUAUCAAAAGUGGUCAAGAUGGUUUUCCACAGGUGGGAAUUAGGCCUCUUAACAAAUGGGAGAUUGAUCCUCAUGGCGCUGAAACCAUCAUGGAAAUAGAUUUUUCAUCUUCUACAGAAGGAAAAGUUUUUGGUGCCUUUUGUUUACAUCUGCAGAAUUCUUCACUGGAUAGAAUUGAUACACUAAUAGUUCCUCUUGAAGCAGAAGUGCAUGGAAAAGAAGCAUAUAGUGGACUUAUGGGUUUAGUUUCAAUAUUUCUCGAGGUUCUUUUGCCAUGUGAUGUCUCUGAAAUAGUAAAUGUUGCUCUCUCUGUAAGAAAUGGGGCCCCAGAUCUGUUAAGUAUUGUCAAGAUUAGUGAAGUUGCAGAAAGUACUAAUCUUUUCAAUAUUGAAUACUUGGAAGGAUUAAUACUUUUCCCUGGCACUGUUACACAAAUUGCGAUGAUUACUUACACUCCACCUGUUGAUCCUCUACCUGAAAAAUCCAGUAUAUAUUUGAAUUGUAAAUUACUCAUAUUGACAAAUGGUUCUGUUAGUCCACAGAUUGAGAUUCCUUGCCAAGAUAUAGCAUACGCAUGUUCGAGACGUAUGCCAGAUUCAUACAUCGAGUACAAACUUCAUCCUGAGGAGGAGCAAUCUAGACAUGAAAAGACAGGAGCUUUGAGAAGCAGCAUUCCAUCACCAUCACAGUUGAAGGCGAUGAAGACUGCAGGAACAGAUGAAUUGGUGUUAAAAAAUUGGAGGUCUCAGGGUACAAGUGGCAUGUCUGUGCUUGACGAUCAUGAGAUACUCUUCCCAAUUGUUCAGGUGGGGACUCACUGUUCCAAAUGGAUCACUGUCAAAAACCCAAGUCAAAAGCCUGUAAUAAUGCAGCUUCUUCUAAACUCAGCAAUUGUCAUCGAUCAAUGUAAGACUCCUGAUGAGUCCUUACAGCCCUCAUUCUCAUGUAGUUUGCUUCUGAAUGACUCUAUUACACCUAGGUAUGGGUUCUCCAUAGCAGAUAAUGCAGUGACGGAGGCCUAUGUCCAUCCUUAUGGCAGAGCUCUUUUUGGGCCAAUUAUUUUUCACCCUUCACACAGAUGUGGGUGGAGAAGUUCAGUGCUGAUAAGAAACAACCUUUCAGGUGUAGAGUGGUUGCCACUACAGGGAUUUGGAGGGUCAUUUUCCCUGGCCCUGCUUGAGGGUUCUGAGCCUGUUCAGAGACUAGAAUUUAAGCUACACAUGCCAAUUCCUCUAAAUGUUUCACAUCCAGAAUUUUUAUUUCACAAAGAAGACACUAAUUCCAUUUGUUUCCAGCCUUUGCUGAAAGAGCUAUAUGCUAAAAACACAGGAGACCUGCCUCUUGUGGUGAAACGAAUUGAAGUUUCGGGAUCUGAUUGUCAGUUAGAUGGGUUUAUGGUUCAUACUUGUAAAGGGUUUGCUCUUGAACCAGGGGAAUCAGUAAGGCUUCUAAUCUCAUACCAAACAGACUUUUCUGCUGCAGUGGUUCAUAGAGACCUUGAGUUGGCCCUGGCCACUGGUAUAUUUGUGAUCCCCAUGAAGGCAAGCCUUCCGGUGGACAUGCUCAAUAUCUGUAAGAAGUCAUUUUUAUGGAUCCUGGUGAUAAAAUUCUCCUUGAUAUUUCUUGCUGCUGCUUUAUUGUUUCUUGUAUUCUUCUGCAUCCUUCCCCAACCGAUGUCUUUGGUUGCUUUUGAUUACUUGUUCAAGAACGAAAAGACUUCUAUUAUCACUAUUGGCAGGGCUGGAAAAUCUCGUGUUCAUCGUAACCAAAGAAACAGUAGGUUUUCCAUGUAUGAAAACAAGAAUAGCCCCCCAUUUAACCGAGUUGGAGAAGAUGAGACCUCAGAACUGGGGUUUUUUGGUAGAUGUUCUGAUUGCUCAAGUGGGGAUCAGGGAAUAAUUUCUCCACAUACGAAAUUGAUGCAGAAUAACCAAGAAGAGACUAUUGAUAUGUUGGAGCCUCAAAAAGAAGAGCCUCUGUUGUCAUCAUCUUCAGUAUUGAAGUCUGUGGCAUUAAUUGAGAACUCUGGUUUGGUGGAAUCAUCACAUACUGGUAGCCUUAAAGUUAGGAUUGAGAAAGAAAAGGGAAGAAGACGAAGGAAGAGGAGGCCUGUUGGUGGAAUUGCAGGAUUAACAGGAACUAUUGAGGUUUCAAGUAGCCAGAGUGGGAAUUCUACACCUUCUUCUCCAUUGUCUCCAGUCAUUUCUUUUACACCUAAACAAAUGUGGUCUCUAUCUCCUUCUCCUGAUAUUGACAAUGGCAUUGAGAGUAGGAGUCCAUUUGCGACAGUGGCAGGCCAAACCCAUUACCAUGAGAAAGGACAGAUUCCUGAAGUCACUAGAGAUGAUAGGUUGUUGGAACCUGAGAUUUCUCCUAUAUCCUGCAAUAACAAUUGUUUACUUUCUGCUAAGGAGCAGCCAUCUGUGCUAAGAAAGGCAAGCAGCAAACCUGUACUACUGCCAUCUGCUACUUUUCCAUCUGCUGGUCGGCUUGCACCUUAUGUCACAAGCCCUCCAUUUCUAACUUCAACUUCAGCAAUUUCCCCAGAUGCUCGUGCUCCCGGAUCCAAACCUGUGAUGGAUAAGAGCAUUAGAGCAGAAGAAAAGGGUGGACUUGGGGACGAGUUCACAUAUGAUAUAUGGGGCAACCAUUUUUCUGGAUUUCAUCUAACGAGUAGAACAAAGGAUAUUGCAACAAUGAUUUCCACUGCUUCUGAAGGCAACUCUGAUAGCUUUUUUGUAAGGGGCCCCCUGAUCCUCACGAGAAAGUCUCAAAUGAGAUCUGAAUCUCCUGAUCCUAAAUUGUCUAAGUAUGCUGCAAGUUGUCAUCAUCAAAAGGACUCCAGGUGGUUUGUUCCUGUGGAGACGUUGAAGUGAAGAGACAAGCUUGAUUUCGUACUUUAUUUCGAGGAACUUGCCAGCAUGGAACGCGAGCAAAUUCAAUGCAUAAAGGUGAUGUUUCUGUGAUGACGAGGGGUUUCCAAAUUUUGCUGCAGCGUUGAUUUUGGUUGCGCUUGGAAUGGUACCCUAGAGGCCUAGACAUGAGGCAGACUGCUUCCUGAUCUCCAAAAUAAAAAGGACUCGUAUUUUAAUUUUUAUCUAGGGCCGUUGAUAACUGGAUGAGGCUGGGCUUUGUUUUCUUGGUCUCUCUUUAGCGUCUUAGCUGAGAGAUCCCCUGGAUUUAUCAUAACAUCAACACCCCAUCCUAUGAUCCUAUUGAUUCACUGGUUUUCAAAAUCUCAAAAGGCAGCAAGGUGUUAGACAAUCCUUACAUUCUUUGAUUGCCUGCCAAGGCGCCAAGAUCAGUCACGAGAAAUAUGGUCAUUCUCCUUUGACUCGAUUUCCCAUUGCGAUUCAUGGGUCUCGUCAUUUGCAUCAGCUGCUACUACGGUCACAGAAUAUCCGUUAGGGAUGCAACUCUGUUUGGCCCACUUAGCUAUCAUUUUACAUUGCUUUGGGUUCGAAGAGCUAAUUCAAAUUUUAACAAAACCCCAAUCUGAGCCCAUCCACGUAAAAGCAAACCAGGGGGUAUUUUGAAUUUAAAAUACAUGAUGUUCGUUUCUGAGUUCAUAUAUGCAGAUAUCGCGGUUGCAGCAUUUUCUAUGAUCACCAAUAAAACAAGGUUACAAGGACAUGGUAGCAAUCGAAAAAAAAGAGUAGAUGUUUUGAUAUUUUUAAACUUAAAACAAAAUGUAAUUGUCGUCUUUUAUUGGGGUCACAAGAAAGUGCUGCGACCACAGU